Molecule: messenger RNA, 669 nt
Organism: Malassezia pachydermatis
Lineage: Eukaryota; Fungi; Basidiomycota; Malasseziomycetes; Malasseziales; Malasseziaceae
Product: n-acetyltransferase 9
Exons: 4
Coding region: 1-669 (222 amino acids)
Biological process (GO): protein acetylation
Molecular function (GO): N-acetyltransferase activity
Source: RefSeq, a predicted model, not a curated record
AUGCGUGUGAACAAAACCACUGUCCUGGUCGGGCAACGUGUGGUCCUUGUUCCCUAUCGGCGUGAACAUGUGCCUACCUAUCAUACAUGGAUGCAAGAUCCUGCCUUGCAGCAGCAAACCGCGUCUGAGCCUCUAAGUUUGGAAGAAGAAUAUGAGAUGCAGCAGAGCUGGAGGGAUGAUGCAGAUAAACUCACGUUUAUUGUCCUAGCCAAAGAGCGAGCCAUGAGUGAAGAAACUAGCGUCACAGAACUCCUUCGUGCCUGUUCAAUGGCUGGCGACGUCAAUGUGUUUUUAUCUGAACGGUACGAGGAUGAAGACGAUAUGGACGCACCGUCUACGACAUGGGGCGAACUGGAAGUUAUGAUUGCAGAGCCACAUUGGCGUCGGCAAGGAUUGGCACGUGAAGCCUUGCGUAUGCUCCUUCAUUAUAUCACCACAGAGCCUCCCAUGGCAUCGGAUGAGACGACGCACCCAUUCCCCCUGCCGAUGAACCGGCUUUUCGCUAGGAUAUCUAUGGACAACGAUCCAUCUCUGGCGCUCUUUUGCACGCUUGGGUUUUCACGUGUCAAGGAGAAUGCUGUCUUUGAAGAAGUGGAAAUGGGCCUGGCGCCAGGGCAGAUCAUCGAAACGCAAGCACCGCAGGCCAUCCUUUCAUGGCCGGAGGCCUAG